Messenger RNA from Aureobasidium namibiae CBS 147.97, 1272 nucleotides. RefSeq names its product Cloroperoxidase. Bases 1 to 1272 code for a protein of 423 amino acids. NCBI's taxonomy places the organism in Eukaryota, Fungi, Ascomycota, Dothideomycetes, Dothideales, Saccotheciaceae. Gene Ontology annotation, molecular function: peroxidase activity. The transcript has 2 exons. The record is from RefSeq and is a predicted model, not a curated record.
AUGAAGAACAUCGCCAUUGCCUCUCUCUUCGUUGCUUCGGCUUCAGCCUUCCCAUGGGUCGUCGACCAACCUGGUGUCGACAGCUCUCUUCUGGGAGCUGGACGCAAGAUCAGACGUCAACAAUCUGGUGGCACCCAGAAGGGUGGUCCCGCCACUUGCCCAUUCAACGCCGACCACAAGGGUGCCGCUCCCUACAACGCAAAGUACCCCUACAAUGGUGCCCACGAUGGCAUUCCCGGAAAGGGCAUUGGUGGUUACCAGGUACCCGCUGAUGGUGACACUGCUCACUACUACGAGGCCCCUGGACCUAAUGAUAUCCGUGGCCCCUGCCCAGGAUUGAACGCCGCAGCCAACCAUCACUUCCUUUCUCACGAUGGUAUCACCACAUUCAACGAGCUUGUCGAUGCCCAACAGAAUCUCUACAACGUUGGCUACGAUUUGGCUACACUUCUCGCUGCCCUCGGUCUUACCCUCACCGAUGGUGAUCUUGUAACCGAGAAGCUUUCCAUCGGAUGUGAUGCCACAACCAGAACCUCAUUCAGCCCUGUGCUCACCGGCUCUGAGCCCGGACUCGACGGCCACAACAAGUUCGAAGCCGACUCCUCCCUCACCAGAAACGACUACUUCCUCGCUGACGGAGACAACUACUCCUUCAACGGCACCCUUUUCGGCAUGAUGCAAGACACUUGCCAGGGCGACUUCAACCGCGAGAACCUGUCCAAGUACCGCCUGCAGCGCUACACUCAGUCACUCAACGAGAACCCCAACUUCUUCUUCGGUCCUCUGACCCUGCUUCUCUACGGAGCCGCCUCGUUCCUGUACACUCUCAUGCCCAACGGAAACCACGGUUACGCACCUGACCUCGAGACCAUCUCCUCCUUCUUCGGUGCCGAGCAGAACGCAGACGGCACCUGGGAAUUCAACGGCGGCGAGCGCAUCCCCGCCAACUGGACCAACCGCGUCACUCCUUACUCCAACUUGGACGUCACCACCGAAAUCCUCACCAUGUACCUCGAGAACCCUGUUUUGUUCGGCGGCAACACUGCAGAUGGUUCCUUUGACGGCAUCAACUUUGGCGCCAUCAAGGAUGGUAAGCUUGAGCUUGCCAUCGGUGCCCCAGAGACUGCUUGUCUGCUGUACCAGCUCACCACAGGUCAAAUUCCUUCGUACCUCAAUGGUGUCAUCACUCCUACUGUUGAUGCGUUGAGCUUUGUUGCAAGCAAGGUCUCGCCUUCGUUCAAGAACUUGGGAUGUCCGCUUGCUCUUACCUAA